This is a messenger RNA of Stegastes partitus (bicolor damselfish), 790 nucleotides long. Its product is annotated as NADH dehydrogenase [ubiquinone] 1 beta subcomplex subunit 9-like. Gene Ontology annotation, cellular component: respiratory chain complex I. NCBI's taxonomy places the organism in Eukaryota, Metazoa, Chordata, Actinopteri, Pomacentridae. The record is from RefSeq and is a predicted model, not a curated record. Bases 50 to 574 code for a protein of 174 amino acids. Gene Ontology annotation, biological process: mitochondrial electron transport, NADH to ubiquinone. The transcript has 4 exons.
CCAGAAUCCUCCGCGCCGCUGGACGGGAAGGUGACAGGAGACGGCGAAAAUGGCAGCCUAUCUCACUCACCAGCAGAAAGUGCUGCGGUUGUACAAGAGAUCACUGAGACACCUCGAGUCCUGGUGCAUUUUUAGAGAAAGAUACCGCUUCUAUGCCUGCUUAAUGCGGGCUCGCUUUGAGGAACACAAGAAUGAGAAGGACAUGGUGAAGGCCACCAUGUUGCUGAAGCUGGGUGAAGAAGAGUUCUGGGAUGACCAGCAUUCCCAGCCCUACAUCUUCCCUGACUCUCCUGGAGGGACUUCCUAUGAGAGAUAUGAUUGCUACAAGGCCGACGAAUGGGUGCUGGAUACCUGGCACCCCUCAGAAAAGGCCAUGUACCCUGACUACUUCUCCAAGAGGGAGCAGUGGAAGAAACUGAGAAUGGAGAGCUGGGAUAAAGAGGUCGCCCAGCUGGAGGCUGAGACUCCACCUGAUGGCCCCAAGACCGAAGACCUUCCUCCUGCCCGCAAGGAGGGCGACCUCCCCCCUCUGUGGUGGAAGUUCGUCACCCGCGCCAGGGAGCGCCCCGUAUAAACACCUGUCCUUUCCUGGGGUUUGGUGAUUCCCAGAGCCUGAGGGUAAACUGUCUCGACCACAGCAGCAGUAUGACCUCUGUCCUCUUAUUACCCCCUGUCUGUGCAGCCUGGAUUCACAUUGACUCUUCAGAUUUAGUUGAGUGACUUUGAGAAGUCAUGUAUAUGUACCACUUACUUCCUGUAAGUGUUCUAAUAAAUACAUGUGUGAUAAAAA